Messenger RNA from Rhinichthys klamathensis goyatoka, 818 nucleotides. RefSeq names its product proteasome 20S subunit beta 12 (gene psmb12). Gene Ontology annotation, molecular function: threonine-type endopeptidase activity. Gene Ontology annotation, cellular component: proteasome core complex. NCBI's taxonomy places the organism in Eukaryota, Metazoa, Chordata, Actinopteri, Cypriniformes, Leuciscidae. Bases 41 to 703 code for a protein of 220 amino acids. The transcript has 6 exons. The record is from RefSeq and is a predicted model, not a curated record.
ACGUCGACGGUAGAAAAGCCUUAAACAAAACAAAAAAAAAAUGAGUGAAAUGGGUAUCAAUGGCGAAUGGCGGUCAUCCAAAGUCAGCACAGGGACAACAAUUAUAGCUGUGAGAUAUGACGGGGGAGUGGUGAUUGGAUCUGAUUCACGAGCCUCUAUGGGAGAAGAAUAUGUAUCAUCAAGAGUGAUCAACAAAGUUAUCCAGAUUCAUGACCAGAUAUUCUGCUGCAUGGCUGGAUCCCUUGCUGAUGCUCAGGCUGUCACAAAUGCUGUCAUCCAUCAGCUCGGUUUUCACAGCAUGCAAAUGGAGGAACCCCCCUUGGUCCAAUCUGCUGCCGCCAUUAUGAAGAGCUUCUGCUAUACCCAUCGAGACGAACUUAGUGCCGGGUUUAUUGUGGCUGGUUGGGAUCGCAAGAGGGGCCCUCAGGUGUUCCAGGUGUCUCUUGGAGGCAUGAUUGUGGAGCAGGAGUUUACUAUUGGUGGGUCUGGUGGCACCUAUAUCUAUGGAUAUGCAGAUGCCAAAUUCAAGCCUGGAAUGACCAGAGAAGAGUGUCUCACUUUCACAACUAAUGCCCUCUCAUUAGCUAUGGACAGGGACAAUGUGAGUGGCGGCGUUGUGCAUCUUGCCAUUGUGACGGAGAAGGGUGCAGAGAGGCAGCUGAUUCCGGGCAACAAACUGCCUGUUCUACAGCGCUUAGCAUAAGUGUCAGCAUUUUUACCUGUUGUUGUUUUCACUUGUGUGUAUUCUUAUGAAUUUUGCACUGUAAACAUUGAUCAUUACAUGAAUCAGUCAGUCAUUAAAAAGGCCAAAAACAUUA